Nicotiana attenuata is the source of this 1707-nucleotide messenger RNA. RefSeq names its product phosphatidylinositol:ceramide inositolphosphotransferase 2-like. The coding region runs from base 491 to 1435 and encodes 314 amino acids. The record is from RefSeq and is a predicted model, not a curated record. Gene Ontology annotation, molecular function: sphingomyelin synthase activity; inositol phosphoceramide synthase activity; ceramide cholinephosphotransferase activity. Gene Ontology annotation, cellular component: trans-Golgi network; Golgi membrane; endoplasmic reticulum membrane. Gene Ontology annotation, biological process: ceramide biosynthetic process. Lineage: Eukaryota; Viridiplantae; Streptophyta; Magnoliopsida; Solanales; Solanaceae. The transcript is spliced from 12 exons.
GCUUUAUAUAUAUUUGUUUCAAUCACUCUUCUCUCUUCUCAACUGUCCUCCGUGUUCAACUCGCGUUUUAGCAGACACUGCAGAAAAUCAAACAGGAGAGAGAAGGUAGUUUCUAGAGAGAGAAACCAAACAACACAACACCAGUUUCUAGAGAGAGAAAAAAAGUAAACCGGAAGAAAAUUUUCCGGCGACAUUGUAAAUUAUUUUCCAGUGAAGUUUCCAUAUUUGUACACUCACUGUCAAUUGAUUGCGUUGCCGUCUCCAGAUUAUCCAUUACCGAUUUGGUAAUUAGGUUUUCGAGAUCGGUUGUUUAUCAUCCUUCGAUUCGUUAAUUCGGGUUAACAGGAAUUUUUUGGUUUCGAUUCGAUAAUCGGGUUCAAGUAUUUCAGAAAGAUAAAACAAAAAGGAAAAAGGAGGUCUAAAUUUGUUUCGAAGUGAAGGGGGUUUAGGUUGAAAGAUGUUGACCACCACGGUUGGUUUGUGAUAUAAUAUGGCACGGGUUGGUACAGAUAAAGAUAUGUCGUUUUACAUUGGUCGCGAGGCUUCAAAGUUGUGGAAGAGAUUUUGUGCGGAGAUAACAACAGAGAUCAAUCUUCUUGCUGAGAAUUGGAAGUAUAUUCUUGGCGGUUUGAUUUGUCAGUACAUCCAUGGACUUGCUGCUAGAGGUGUGCAUUACUUUCAUCGGCCUGGACCAAUUCUUCAGGACGUCGGCUUCUAUCUUCUUCCGGAGCUUGGACAAGAUAGAGCUUACAUAAGUGAAACUGUAUUUACCACCAUCUUUCUAUCUUUUGUCUUGUGGACCUUCCACCCUUUUAUUUUCAAGACCAAAAAGAUCUAUACAGUUCUGAUAUGGUGCAGGGUCUUGGCAUUCUUAGUCGGUUGUCAAUUCCUUCGGAUCAUAACAUUCUAUUCUACACAGCUUCCUGGUCCAAAUUAUCACUGUCGUGAGGGUUCAAAGCUUGCCACGCUUCCUGCUCCUGACAAUAUUUUAGAAGUGCUAUUGAUUGUUCCUCGGGGCGUGCUUUAUGGUUGUGGUGAUCUGAUAUUUUCAUCUCAUAUGAUAUUCUCUCUAGUCUUUGUGCGGACAUACCAGAAAUAUGGAACACGAAGGUUUAUAAAACAGUGUGCUUGGUUGGCUGUUAUUGCACAAAGCUUAUUGAUUCUUGCAUCGCGCAAGCAUUACACUGUUGACGUAGUUGUGGCAUGGUACACAGUCAACCUUGUAGUGUUCUUCAUUGAUAAAACGUUACCAGAACUGCCUGAUCGCACUAGUGCCUUGUUGCUUCCAGUGACCAAGGAUAGCAAGUCUAAAGAAGAGAAUCACAAACUGCUGAAUGGAAAUUCUGGAGAUCCUGCAGAAUGGAGGCCUCGAAACGGGAAGAUCGUGGAAGAUGGGAAAGCAGUGCACGUUGAAGCAGUAAUUAAUGGUGCAUAGACGAUAAACUUCAUGCAACGCCAUUAACUCUGAUGCUUGCAACCUUGGUACAGAGAUUGGUAACAAUGCCAUUACAAAUUGUGUUAAUAUAAAUCAUUUCUGGUGUUCUUCCAAGUUCAAUAGUUUUGGUUUUAGCGUAGGAUACGAAAUCAAGGAUUGAAAUGCUAUCGAUGUCUCCACAGUUCCCUGUGGUUAAAUUUAAUGCUAUCAAAUGUAUCAUGGAAUUCAUUUUAUUUUUUGGUUAAAGCAAUUAUUUUCUUAUUUCCAAAAGA